Messenger RNA from Porites evermanni, 4907 nucleotides. Lineage: Eukaryota; Metazoa; Cnidaria; Anthozoa; Scleractinia; Poritidae. The record is from the annotation of a GenBank genome assembly.
AUGGCUUGGCGUAUGAUAACCCCAGCGGAUAUGCCCGACUGCAUUUUCCAAGAAGUCUCUGAAUCAACCCCAGGAAAGCGAAGAAAGAGCGCGGGACGGAAGAAAUCAUCCAAGAACGAGAGUGAACAAGAUGCUAACAUCCGAAACAAUGUGCAAGAGGAAAUUGUUAAGACUGGUACGCCUGUGAUAACUAGUAAGCUUGCAUUAAAGGUUAAAUUCGUGAAAAGUGCACUUAGCUUACCCAGCUUGUUAACACAUGCACUCCACUCAAAUAACUUGAGAGCAAAUAUAGCAUAACAGAAUAAAAAAAAAAACCCAACUAGCUCCAACUGGCAGGAGGCAGCCAGCUGCCCAUUUACAAGCGUGGCUGAGGAUAUGAAAUAUUGCGAGCGCGAACAAAUCCAGCAAGUGACCAAGGCGGGAUUAGAACCCGAGACUCAAGCUCUCACGUUUUCAGUGUUUUUCGUUGUUGUUAUGGUUUUUUGUUAGUAGUCACUUCAAUUUUAAGAACCAUGAUUAAUGCACUUGCAGAGGUCUUGAAAUAAGCGUCAAGGACGGUGAUGAAGAGUUUGAUCAGCCUGAGAUAACCGAGGAUAAACCUUCACUUGUCAACCAAAGUGAUGAAGCUACUGCAGAUCCAGAAUACCCACAACCGGAUGAGAAACCAGUACAGGUAUAUAACUUGCCAGUUUAGUGUAGAAACUAUCAUGUAGGCAUUUGAUUGCUUAUUCCAGGAGCCCGCCUCGCUCUUUUUCAGCACCUUUUCGUUUUCCUAUUUUGUUUUGUUUUGCUCUUUGUUUGUUUUUUUUUAAAGAUUUUUUGUUUCAAAAAAGACAGAAACUACCUUGUCUGUUUUGGUCGCGACAUUCCCCCCCCCCCCCCCCCCCAUUUUUGUGGUGAAACUAUAAUUUGAGCUUUUUUUUGUUUUUUCCAGGGCCCCCCCCCCUCUUUUUUCACCCCCUUUUCUUUUUCCUUUUUUUUUUUUUUUUUCUUUUUUUUUUUUUUUUUUUAAAAAUUUUUUUUUUCAAAAAAAACAAAAACUUCCUUUUCUUUUUUUGCCCCGACCUUCCCCCCCCCCCCCCCAAACAGCUGCGCAUUUUUUCUAGGGUGUUAUGCUUCUUAUUCAAUGGCAACGUUUUUUGCCUGUGUUUCUGCUGAGUUUUAAGAUUUCCUUCAUGUCGGGGCUGAAAUACGUUUCAUCACGUUUAGUCCAAUACAGUUAAUGGUCUGUGGUAUCGCAAGGAUGCACCCGAAGUUAUUACCCCAAAGAAGAAAAAUCACGAGAAAAAACAGUCUCCUCGCCGGUCUGCAGAAGAAUUAGAGGCUAAACAAGAAGCAAAGAAGGAGGUUGGUGUUGACAUUAAGGUGAUAAUAUGCGUUUUAGUGAAAGGGAUGGACACUAACCACCUCACAUACGAGACGGACACGCAAUCGAACUAAUUUUAUUUGCGAACAGACUUAUUACGAUUUGUUGUGACUUUGAUUACAACUUUCUUGAAGCAUUUGUUCACACGCCAAUUGAAGGAUUGAUUUUCUUUGAAGGUACCGUCGCCUGAAAAACCUGUUUGGAGUAGUAACGCGAGGUAUUUUUGUAUUCAGUUCUUUUUCGAAAUCUUUCUUUCUUGCUUCCAUGAACUCGUAUAGGUGCUUAUAAUUGCGGCUUUCUAAUUAAUUAGUUUUUAUUUACUUUUUUUUUUAAAUAUUGACACUUAAACGUUAUGAGCGUUUCUUACCUCUCUCCUUAUAUCUAGCGCAGAAAGUCCUCCCGCUACAAGUCUCAAAGACAUCAUUGAGCAGGAGCAGAACCAGGCUACCCUCCGUCUCGAUUCCCCGGAUGAGGUACAUGUUACAUCCGCCCUUGUGAGAUUCCACGUUGGUAUAAUCAUGACAUUAGGUCCUAGCAUACAGCUUUUGUUAAUUAGAUAUUCCUUAACGCAAAAGCGAGUGGAACGCUUGUUUCUUACCAACGCCCCAACCAUUUUCCAAAGUCUGAUAAAUCUAACAUAAACCAAGCGUGACUGGGGUUGUCAAUUAACCUUCUGGGUUUCUUUGCUUUGUGUUAUUGUGCUAUUCCCUUUCUUUUUUCUGCAUCUUCGAUUCUUAGUAUACUGUAUUGUCUGCAUUAUGAAUAAUGUGAUUGUCUUUUUUGAAUGAAGAUCACUUUGAAGUCAUUUGUAUUUACUUUGUUGGUACAAUCGAACCUCUCCUUAUGGAAACAUCUAUAAUACGGACACUGUUCUCUGUCCCUAAGACAACAAAAGUCAUACAAUUUUUACGUACAUGAUUUGGACAGCUCUGUAAUGCGGACACCAGGUCCUGUCCCUGUACAUUCAUAUAAGGGCCCUGGGGUUGGACUGUUUGUCCUGUGCUGAAUUAGCUUACAGGCGAUACUCUCCACACGGACACCUCCUUAUUUUGUAUGGAACAGUUCUCUUUGCCCCAAAGACACCGAAAUUCAUACGCAAUUCCUUCCUCUACAAUGCGGUAACCUCUGUAAUCAGGACACCUGGUUCCAACCCCUUAAUAUCCGUGUUUAGGAGGUCUGACUGUAUAUAUUUUUAUUUUAUUGAUUUUACAGAAAAAGUCCAUGACAAAGAGAACUUCCAACAAGAGCCCACCCAGUCAGUGGUAAGGAUUGCGACUUGAUUUGAACGCGUAUUAUUGGGUUCCUUGGCUUCGCUCAUUUCUCAACGAUUAAAAUCCUUUGUAAAUUUUCAGCCAGUGUGAACAUUACAGUCGGAAAAUGUCAACCGUAGUCUUGUGUUGUUUUCAGUUUAGGCACCAGUCCGCCUAGUGCUGCUCUUUGGUGGAAUUCAGGUGUCCGGCAAUCACAGAAGCAACGAAAGAGGUCAAAGUCCAGCACAUCAGACGAAUCAAGCAGCAACCUGAAAGGCACAGAAGGGAAUGCAAGGGAAGUAACCUCUGACGAAAGAAAAGAUAAAGAAGCAGCUCCUGCAUGGUAUGUUCCCCUCCUUUCAUUUAUUUAUUUAUUUACUUUUUCUUUCAGUACGUCUUUGGUUACUGUUAUCCACUGUGCUUCGGCGAAGAUUAAAAGGAUGUUAACAAAGACUACAAAUUUACUUUCCCUUCUCAAGAGGAAAAGGGAAUGGUUUCUAUGUGGUGUGUUGGUUUAAGUAUACCUUUUGUUUGAAACACGAGACGCAACCGACAGUUUUGAGACUUCAUAAACACGAAAUGCGAUUUCGGGGGGGGAUUUAAACGGCUUUAAAGGUAUAUCUCUAAAUGGGUUACUACAUGUGUUAAUAAUCUUUGUUUUGUUUAUUAUGUUUAUCCUCCCCGGCAAAUUGAAACUAAAUCUCAGCCGUGUCUUAUUAAAUUUAAAAACAAUCUUUAAGAUCUGAUUUCUUUUGUAUUUUAAGUUGUUGUUGUUGUUGUUGUUGUUGUUUUAUUCUUUGUUUUAUUUUUAGUUUGUUUACUUUUCUUUCUUUUUAAGGGGUGGAGUAGGUAAAAGUGCAGCUCCUGUACGAUCGCUAAGGGAUCUCAUGCAGGAAGAAGAACAACAGCUAUCUGGAAAGAAAGCAGAAACCAAAGAGACACCCUCUGCUGCCACAUCCAAAGCCAACAAGUCUGGUACUCCAAGGAAAAAGCUCAAGUAUGACACUCCACCCCAUUACCCUUUUAUAAAGUUAGACAUUUCACACGUUUUAAAUAUGCCGCGAAGAACCCAAUUUGUUACUGAACAUCGCUGUCUUAUCACGAGGUUAACUUCCCCAAAAUUUCAUUAAGCUGCGCUAAAAGUUGGUAGUAUUUUAUUUGCAUGCAUUUGUUUGGUCAUUUUAAAAUUUCACUUUAAAAGAAUCACGGAUAUUUUGAGAAUCUUCUUCUCGGGCAUGCUACAAUACAAGAAUAUGUGCCAGGUGAAACCCUUGUUUUAACAGCUCACGAGGCGUGCGUGACUUCUCGUGUAGCUUUGUUUAACCCGUCAUAAUUUCUCGUUGUUGUCUUUCUGUAGUUGGCGCUCUCAGCCUGUGUUUUGUGCAUCAAGCUCAGAUCUUGAUUCGAAAGAUGUUGAUAUCAAUUGCGAUGGCCUGUCUGGAUUCUCUUCGUCGCCUCCAAAAAGGUAAACCAUUGUAAAAAUGUUUUGUGCUCCAUCUUUUAAGAUGCUUACAUCCUGGCUGUUUUAAACGCGAUUUAGAAAAAGUUUUACUUUGUACUUGGGGUGUUUCGAUUAGCCAAACGUUCGUAGAAAAGCGUGCAUUGAAUUCGUUUCAGGACGUUUUCACAAACGUGAAUUGCAGGUUCAUUAGAAAUGUGGGACGCGCGAGUUCUUAUCAUUCACGCGCGCCAGCUGCUACCCCACGCAGAUAAUGGUUUUGCAACAAUGUUAAGAUGCGUUUUACGUUGUUUUUAGAGAAAAAAAAACCAUGAACAAUGGCUCAAUUCAGUUGACCUAUUAAAGAAAUGUCUGUGCGGCCGAACGCCAUAUUCGUUUUCCCUUUUAUAUGUUCAUGCCCACUGGUUGAAAGAAUUCCUGCGAUUGUCUAAAAUUACGACAGAAUUGAUAAAAAAGGAGACAGGUCCGCAAAAUGCAGUGAAAUGAAAUCGGGGCAGUUGAGCGUUCGAAAUCACAGGCUUCUGACUUUGUGUAACGGAGCAUAAAAAGCGCCCUCCCUCCCUCCUAUUACCAUGAUAUACUGAUAUGCUUGCUUAUUUAUCAUCAUUAUCGUCAUUAUUAUUAAUAUUUCUUCUUGUUAUUAAUGACUGAUAAUUAAUUCUUAUUAUUAUUAUUCUUACUUUUAUUAUUAUUUGGUUACUUUUUGGUUUUGUUUUUUUGUUUCUGGAGUUCAGCGAUUGUACAUGUUUCUAUUCUUUUCAGUGCGUGUCAGUCAACUCCUCUGGCGUGUUCACCGCCUUCCUCGUCGGUCGCCUUCUCUAUACUAUCCUAG